AUGUCACAGAUGCGCAGGCAACUCCUUGGCACCGCGGCCAGCUGCGCGGGUUGGGUGGGAGUCAUCGUGGCCACGGCCACCAACGACUGGGUCCGGACCUGCGACUACACCGUGACCACCUGCGUGCGCAUGGACGAGCUGGGCUCCCGCGGCCUGUGGGCAGAGUGCGUCAUCUCCCCUUCCCUUUCCCACUGCGUGGGUCUCAACCAGAUCCUCACACUGCCCGCCUACCUCCAGACGUCUCGUGCUCUGAUGAUCUGCGCAUGUCUGCUGGGUCUCCCCGCCGUGCUGCUGAUCCUCAUGUCCAUGUCCUGCGUCCGGCUGCAGAACGACACCUCGGCCAUCAAGCGGCGCCGCGCCCGAGUGGGAGGGGUCCUCUUCCUCUUCAUGGCUGUGUGCAGCAUCAUAUCAACCGUCUGGUUCCCUAUCGGCGCUAAUAAAGAGGAGCAUCUGAUGUCCUUCGGCUUCUCGCUGUACUCGGGCUGGGUCGGCUCCGCCCUCUGCCUCUUAGGUGGCCUCCUGAUCUUGUGUUGCCAGGGCAUCGACCCCGGGACCCCGAGUAGGGACAACAGCUUCUACUACUCUGGGAACAGGGGGACGGCCACGCUGAUGGACCCUCCUGCCAACCAUGCCAAGAGUGCCCAGGUGUGAAGAAGCCAGGGGCUCUGUUCUUAACAACAAAGU
Archocentrus centrarchus (flier cichlid) is the source of this 684-nucleotide messenger RNA. It is a transcript of the gene cldn11b, whose product is annotated as claudin 11b. Gene Ontology annotation, cellular component: bicellular tight junction; membrane. The transcript has 3 exons. The record is from RefSeq and is a predicted model, not a curated record. Gene Ontology annotation, molecular function: structural molecule activity. The coding region runs from base 1 to 651 and encodes 216 amino acids. NCBI's taxonomy places the organism in Eukaryota, Metazoa, Chordata, Actinopteri, Cichliformes, Cichlidae.